UUCAGAAUUGGAUGUACCUCAGCCUUUGGGCACAAUAGAGACGGCAUUGAUAAUCGCAUCUCCAAUAUGUCUGAUUUGUUUCAUAUUUAUGAUUGCAUUUUCCAUUUGGCAACGAAGACAAAUCAGACACCCCUUUCCUCACGACGUCGAGGGGAGUAUAACCAGUAGAGACCCCUUAAUACCUAUAUUAGGGGGACAGACACUCAAAGAUCUUUUAGAUCACACCACGUCCGGCUCCGGAUCAGGUUUACCACUUCUCGUACAAAGAAGUAUUGCUCGACAAAUACAGUUAAUUGAAAUCAUCGGAAAGGGAAGGUUUGGUGAAGUAUGGAAAGGCAAAUGGAGGGGAGAGGGAGUGGCCGUCAAGAUAUUCUCGUCUCGAGACGAGCGCUCGUGGUUUCGAGAAGUGGAGAUCUACCAGACAGUGAUGUUGAGGAAUGAGAAUAUUCUGGGAUUUAUUGCGGCCGACAAUAAAGACAACGGCACGUGGACUCAGUUGUGGCUAAUCACUGAUUACCACGAGAACGGGUCUCUGUUUGACUAUUUGAGUAAAAUGACUGUCGACACGGCAGGGAUGUGCAAAAUGGCCUCAUCUAUAGCCAAUGGUUUGGCGCACUUGCAUAUGGAGAUAUGCGGAACACAGGGAAAGCCAGCCAUCGCUCACAGGGACUUGAAGUCGAAAAAUAUUCUGGUCAAGUCUAACGGCACGUGUGCUAUCGCCGACUUGGGACUCGCCGUGCGUUUCGACUCGUCCACCAAUUCAGUGGACAUCCCUCCCAACCCCAGAGUCGGCACCAAACGAUAUUUGGCGCCCGAAGUGUUGGACGAAACGAUUAAUUUAAAUCAUUUCGAUUCCUUUAAAAGAGCUGACAUUUAUUCAUUCGGUUUAUGCAUUUGGGAGAUCUCUCGACGAUGUAAUGUCGGAGGAAUCCAUGAAGAAUAUCAAUUGCCAUUCUAUGAUAUGGUUCCCUCCGACCCGACCAUUGAGGACAUGCGUAAAGUUGUUUGCACUGAUCGACAACGACCUCAGAUCCCCAACCGUUGGCAGUCAUGCGAAGCGUUGAGAAUAAUGUCGAAAAUAAUGAAGGAGUGCUGGUAUCACAACGCGGCCGCUCGGCUCACGGCUCUCAGGAUUAAGAAAACAAUCGCUAAUUUGGGCGCUCAGGAGGACCUCAAGAUAUGAGACAUUGUUUCAAACAUACAAACCAUUGAUAAAUCCAAUUCCCCUCUAAUGAAGUAAUCAAUUCUAUUGUGUUAUAAAUGGACACUAAAGUGAUUGUGUGUCUGACAUUCGCUGUCAUUAAACUAUCAUUUCAUUUGUACUCUCCCUCCCCUUCGCCUCCCCUCCCGCUCUCUCCCACUCUUGGAUGACAUUUCAUUAUACGAUAUAAUGACACGACAUAUGAUUUAAUCCAUAAAUUAUAAAUUAAAUUAAAUCCUAUUUUAAGGUCAACUCAAUUGAUUUUAGAUAUAUUUGGCAUAAUUUUAAAGUUCAAAGUUUUUACGUUUCUUUUUAGCACUUUUUUCUUGUUUUAAAAAACAUGUGAAUACUUGUCGUCAUAUUUUAUGGUAAUCUUUAUAUAAUUUAAAAAAACUAAUAAAACGAU
This is a messenger RNA of Medioppia subpectinata, 1607 nucleotides long. NCBI's taxonomy places the organism in Eukaryota, Metazoa, Arthropoda, Arachnida, Sarcoptiformes, Oppiidae. The record is from the annotation of a GenBank genome assembly.